Messenger RNA from Prosopis cineraria, 486 nucleotides. RefSeq lists its product as uncharacterized. The coding region runs from base 1 to 486 and encodes 161 amino acids. The transcript is spliced from 2 exons. NCBI's taxonomy places the organism in Eukaryota, Viridiplantae, Streptophyta, Magnoliopsida, Fabales, Fabaceae. The record is from RefSeq and is a predicted model, not a curated record. Gene Ontology annotation, molecular function: nucleic acid binding; RNA-DNA hybrid ribonuclease activity.
AUGUAUUUUGAUGGAGCUGCCAACAUGUAUGGAAAUAGGGUAUUUAGUGAUGCAACUCUUAUUAUUCAUCAAGUAACAAGAGAAUGGAGAACAAAGGAUGCCAAAUUGAUUCCUUAUGAAGAACUCUUAACAAAUUUGAUUAAGCAAUUUGAAGUUGUUAGCUUUCAUCACUUGACACGAGAUAAAAAUCAUUUUGCUGAUGCUUUAACCACUUUAGCAGCAAUGAUUCAACUUAAUUAUGGAGUCCAUGUUCAACCCAUUCAAGUAGAAAGUAAAAGCUUUCUAGCAUACUGUCUAAAUGUUAAAGAAGAUCAAGCAGAACAUCCUUGGUUUCAGGAUAUUAAGGACUAUAUCACUAAGAGGUCAUACCCAACUGGAAUGACUGAGAAUGAAAAGAAAACCCUUUGUCAUUUGGCUAUGACAUUCUUUAUCAGUAAAGAUGUUCUGUACAAGAGGGUUAUGAUGGUACCUUACUUCGCUGGAUGA